AUGACGGCACGAGAGAGACCAGACUCUCACUCUGACAGCGGGAAGAGUCCUUCAGGGGAACCAGACCCAGAGACGCCCAAACCAGUGAGACAACACCACUGCUCCCACUGUGAAAAGAGUUUUUGCUGGUCAGGGAACCUAAAACUGCAUGAGAGGACACACACAGGAGAAAAACCUUACCAGUGUUCCCAGUGUGGAAAGAGUUUUGCCGUGUUAACUAACCUGAAAAGGCAUGAGAGAAUACACACAGGAGAAAAGCCUUAUCACUGUUCCCACUGUGGAAUUAGUUUUAUUCAGUUAGGGCACCUAAAAGCUCUCGAGAGGACACACACAGGAGAAAAGCCUUUCCAAUGUUCCCAGUGUGGAAAGAGUUUUACUAAGAAAGGGCAAGUAAAAGAGCAUGAGAGAAUACACAAAGGAGAAAAGCCUUUCCAAUGUUCCCAUUGUGGAAAGAGUUUUACUCGGAUACGAAAUCUAAAAAAGCAUGCGAGACUACACACCGGAGAAAAGCCUUACCAAUGCUCUCAGUGUGGAAAGAGUUUUGCCGUGUUAACUAACCUGAAAAGGCAUGAGAGAAUACACACAGGAGAAAAGCCUUAUCACUGUUCCCAGUGUGGAAAGAGUUUUACUCAGAUAGGGUACCUAAAAGUUCAUGAGAGAAUACACACAGGACAAAAGCCUUUCCAAUGCUUCCAGUGUGGAAAGAGUUUUACCAUGUUAGCUAGCCUGAAAGGGCAUGAGAGAUUACACACAGGAGAAAAGCCUUUCCAAUGUUCCCAGUGUAAAAAGAGUUUUACCUGGUUAGGGAGCCUGAAGGAGCAUGAGAAGACACACUAAAAAAAGCCCUACCACUGCUCUUUCGCUCUGUGUGGAAGGACAUU
This is a messenger RNA of Oncorhynchus tshawytscha (Chinook salmon), 881 nucleotides long. RefSeq names its product gastrula zinc finger protein XlCGF49.1-like. Bases 1 to 837 code for a protein of 278 amino acids. Gene Ontology annotation, biological process: regulation of transcription by RNA polymerase II. The record is from RefSeq and is a predicted model, not a curated record. Gene Ontology annotation, molecular function: DNA-binding transcription factor activity; RNA polymerase II cis-regulatory region sequence-specific DNA binding. Lineage: Eukaryota; Metazoa; Chordata; Actinopteri; Salmoniformes; Salmonidae. The transcript is spliced from 2 exons.